Sphaeramia orbicularis (orbiculate cardinalfish) is the source of this 3470-nucleotide messenger RNA. RefSeq names its product syndecan 2 (gene sdc2). Gene Ontology annotation, biological process: cell migration. The transcript is spliced from 5 exons. Bases 421 to 1059 code for a protein of 212 amino acids. The record is from RefSeq and is a predicted model, not a curated record. Gene Ontology annotation, cellular component: cell surface; membrane. Lineage: Eukaryota; Metazoa; Chordata; Actinopteri; Kurtiformes; Apogonidae.
CGUCAGCCGCGUCUCCACUUUGUCCUCGUUAUUCCAAGUGCGCGCAGGAGCGAAGAGGAGACCUACCGAGGUGUCUCUAACGGAUUUUCAGACAAGGGGGGCAAGCGGACGACUUUUGCGAUUCCACCGUGUUUAUUUGUGCAUUUUGUCACAUUUAUAUUUAAAAGAAAAAAAAAAAAUAAGAAAGGAGGAAAAAAAAAAGAGGAGAAAAAAAAGUGCCUGGAAAAAGCGGGGGGAGGAGGAAUAACCAAAACGCAACACGUAUCCGGUGGGAUCCCACUCCUGAGAGAGAGAGACGCGGCAGGAGUUGGAGCGGAGGGCGCAAGCUGCGAGAGAGAGGAGAGAAAAAAAACAAAAAAAAGAAGGGAAAGCUGUGGCGAUCCGCACGUAACAUCGCGUUUCAAUUAAUAACGAGGAAUAAUGAGGAACGUUUGGAUAAUUUUGACCCUGGGGCUGACCGUCUUCCUCUCCGGGGAAAGGAUAGCUGAAGCAGCCAAGACUUCCUCCUCUCAGGCUGAUGACUUGUACCUGGAUGACGCAGGGUCGGGGGGCUUCUAUCCUGAGGAUGACGAUGACUUUAACUCAGGGUCUGGCUCAGGUGGAGAUGAAGAAGUGGAUAUUGAAACAGUGACUGUCAGUACUGUUUAUAUCCAGCCCAAAGCAGCAGAACCCACCCAGGACUCCACCAAAGAUUUCACCCCAAGAGUGGACAUAGUCACAGUCAGAGAAAAGGCCAUCACACCCAAGAAACCAUUCAGAACAGAGGCACCAGUGCCAGUUACAGAGGACAUGCAGAGGACCCAGAUGACCAGUACGACCUUUGCCCCCGGCUCGCCCCAGGAGGCCGUGGAAGUCCACUCGGACAACCUCUUCCACAGGACAGAGGUGUUGGCAGCCGUUAUUGCCGGUGGAGUCAUUGGCUUCCUCUUCGCCAUCUUCCUCAUCCUCCUUUUGGUCUACCGCAUGAGGAAGAAGGAUGAGGGCAGCUACGACCUGGGAGAGAGGAAACCUUCUGGUGCAGCCUAUCAGAAGGCCCCAACCAAGGAGUUUUAUGCAUAAAAUCCCACCUACCGUCACCAGGUCGACAAAUCUCAAGCGGCUGUUCGAUAAACAGCCCGUGACAACAGCAAAACCUGUUCAAACACAAGAAAAAAAAAACGUCAAAAUGUUAAAAAGUCGAUUAAGGAAAAUAGCAUAAAGGAAAGCUUUUGCAUAGAGUAUUGUAAUUAAGACCUUCUUCUUUCUUCUUUUUUUUAAAAUGAAAACCAAGCAUUUCUCAUUUUAUGGCAAAUCAGUGUAUUUAAACAUUUUGUGUAUUAUUUGAAAAAGGCUGAAAAAAAAAUAAAACAACAAAAACAGGAUCUGUAAAGGCGAGGAACCCGAUCGCAUCUGUCUUCUGUCAAAAGGAGCUGUUUUUAGUCGCUGACUACUUUUAACUGUAGCAGUAUGUUAUUUGUAAAGAAAAAAAUUUAAAGUGGAAAUAAUUGAAUAUAAUUAUUCUGUAUCAAUCCUACUUUCAUUUUUCAUUUUAUUUUGUCCUAGCAUGUCUGAUGUUGAUCUCUAAAGGUGUAUUACAUUAAUUUAUCUUUUCUCUGAUGUUAAAAAAAAAAAAAUGCCUUUGUAGUUUUGAUGAAGCUCUUGGUCUUCAUAUUAACGCUGUUAACGGUCAAUGUAAAUGUUCUCCCUUCAGGUUACAAUGUUUAUUUUUUGCUCUCACAUCAGUUUUAGUCAAACAUGAGCUUUUUAUUAUGUCUUGUUUACUUGUUUGUUUUCUUCUCAGUGUAGCCUUUUUUUUUUUUUUUUUUUUGACAGCAUUUUUAUUUUCAAACCCAGGAAUUGGUCUUCAAAAGGUAGAAAAUAUGUCAGGGCUGGUGAAACAUCACAAAAAUCUCACUUCUGUAUUAUGUCUUUCUGAAGUUCUGUUCUAUUUAAAUGCAUUCUUCUUAACAUUGCACAUUCACUGCUUCGCUUCCUACUGCUGUUGUGCAGCUUCGUGUAGUGUUUUGGGUCUGAAGUUUUUUUUUCUCUGUGGCUUGUUGUGUUUUUGGACCGUAGCCACCCCCCUGCACCAUCACGCUCACAUCUUCUUCCCCCUUUUCUCUUUUUACCCUAACGUCCCUCACUCCCACCCUCUGUUUUUUUUUUUAAUCAGAUUGGUACGCGGCCCCCUCUUCUUUUUCCUCCCUCAGCUGUUUGGGGCCACACUGGUGUUAUUGUCCAUGUUGCAGUGUCGAUGCUUUAGGCCCAAAGAUCUGCCCAGUGAAGGCCUGGAAACUGCUUGGACACAAACACACCAGGCCAGGACCGCAUCCCCACAUGCAGAGCACAUACCUCUGCAGCAAACAACACCACAAACUCAGUUUCUCUCAGAGGGAUUAGCUAUCGAUAAAUACGGCUGCCGAGCAAAUGUAAGACUCCAGUGUUAUGCCCCAAUAGUCUUUGACAAGACGCUCAGAUUGAGGGCUGUUGGUGUUUUUUUUUUUUUUUUCAGAUGAGCUUUAGCUGAACUUCACAGAGGGCUUCGUCUGACUGCGAAUCUGUGAAAGGUUGAAGUUGUUUACGUUUGUUAUGAUGCCGUUCUGCAUCCUGAAGCGAGUUAAAGUGAAAAACAGGCUCCAAAAUGGCCGCCUCUAAAAAAAAAAAAAAAAAAAAAAAAAAAAGCCACGUAGAUGUGUUUUCUUUUUUUUUUUUUUUUCUUUUUUUUUGUAAAGAAAAAAGGUUAUUGUUACAUGAUGACAAGUUACUGUCUGUCACUGUCUCCAUAAUGUUUCGACUACAUUAACUUGAUCUGAAGAGACACGUGUUUUGUCCGGCAGGUUGUGAAGUUGCCUUUUUCAGCUGUACAGUAAUGUGAAGUAGAUACGGUAGAUGCUGUCACAUCAUCGAAUCUCCUAACGUCACCUGAACGUGGCUGUCCAUCCCUAGACCUCUCCACCCGUCUCCAACCUCUCUCUCUCUCUCCUUUCAUUCAGCCUCUUUGUUCUUUUUUAAUUGUCCACUGCCAUCCUUUCUUGUCAUAGCACUUGUGGUACUGAACUAUACUGAAAAACCCAAAGACUCACAGUGUUUCUACUCCAGACAUCUUCUCACACCCACUCCCUCCAUCAUGGCCACAUCAUGUUGUUUCCUCUUUCUUUUUUUCUUCUUCACUGUUUUAGUUUUGUUCUCUCUGUUAGAGACCUGACCUUUAAGUCCAAUUGCUUAUUAGUAUAUGAAAAGAUAUAUAAAUAUAUAUAAAUGUAUAUUCACAAAUGUUUUAAACCUUCAAAGUGCCUACCAUUUGGAAAUGUACUUGCUCAAAGGCGAGCAUGUUGCAGGGUGUGUACACAAAGGAGGGUGUAAACGACUUGACUGGCAUUCUGUGAGCAUGGAUGACUGUAAUGGUAACUUUUUUUUUAGUCUUACAAAAGCUGACAGUAUUGUACCUAUAAGUUGAAACAACACUACUGAAUAAACAUUGUGGCCUAAUA